UAAUCUAGAUUCUAUCUAAGACUCGAGUUUGUGGUCCCUAACACCUACAAAUGUUUGUGGGUCAACUAAGUUGAGUUGAAUUAAUUAUUUAAGUAAUAAACAUUAUGUUGCAGAUGGGUUUGGCAAUUGCUAACCUUGUUGAGUUAAUGGUAAAAAAAAAAACUAGAGAUUUGCUCUCUUUUUUUUUUCAAAGAUAAGAGCGAAGCUGUUUAGUGGAAUACAAAAGGCUGAGCUGUUUCUUUUGAUUUUUCAAGAAACGCUGGUAUAAGAGAGAAAUAAAGGCUUCUGAUUUCAGAGUUUCAGUACAACCAAUUUAUCCUCAUUUUUAGCCAACUCUUUCACGUUUUGCCAACUUAGAUCUGGUAGAAAGCAACUUGGUUUUCUUUUGGUUCAAGUUAGUUCCUUUAUAGUUUUAUGAAAAUAACAAGAACCCAAAGUCAUAAAAGGAGGUUUACUGCUUUUGCUCUCUCAUCUUCUCCUCCUUGUAGCAUCUCUGGUUCUAUUUUGCAAUUCACUAUACUUUGUUAUCUUUUGAACAUGGUAGAAAUAGCAACUAAGAACCAAAGGUGUUCACCAUUUGAUCUCUUCAAACCCUAUUUACUUUGUGUUUCGAUCCUUGUUCCUUCACUUGUUCUAACUAGUUUCCUUGGUUUGGGGUUCUAUGUUAUCCUUUUCACUACAACAAUCUUGAUUAUAUCAACAAGUUUCCUCGUCAAAUUCUCAAAGAAAAGUAAUGGGGUUUUGGUAGAGAACCCAUCUUCCACAAAGCUGCAAGUUGAAGCUGAAGUACUAACGCCAUUACUGAUGAACAAAACAGUUUCAGAUGCAUCCAUAGAAGCUGAUAAUGGCAUUGUGAAUGAGUUCCAAGUUGAUGACUCACUAGAUUUAACAUCAGAAAGGGAAAAUGUUGAGAUGAAGUGGAUGAUUUCAGGUAAUGAGGAGCGAAAUCGUGAAAUCUCAGAUGAAUAUUCAACCUCAGAAGAAGAUGAUGAAGAAGGUCUCAUUGAAAUAGCUAUUCCAAGCAAUGACCCCACUGGUUUGAAUGAAGAACCAAAACCAAAUCUGCAAUCCAGUUUGCCAACUUUGUUGCCAGAACCUAUGUUCCACCAGCAAGACCUUGUUGAGUUGUUGGAAGAAAUAAAUGAGGUAAAUGAGGAAGAAAAUCUAAUUGAAAUCGACAUUUCAAUGGGUUCUAUCAAAUUUCCAACUUUUGAAAUUCAAGCUUAAGAGUUAAAAUCACUAUCUUCUAAACUUUGAGUUCAACUAUUUGAUGUUUUAGCUUAGGAAUUAAUAUUAUUUUUGGUUUAUUUUGUUGUUUUUAAAUAGCAUGGACUUAAUUCCUUACUUUUUGGCAUAUCUAUGAUGAAGUUUAAUGCUUUAUAGAGGAUGUCUAAUCUUUUUGACACACAAUGUAUAAAGGUAUCAACAUUUUGACUUUUAUAUCGCAAGGGAAAUAAUUGCCCUUUUCUCGUGGAAA
This is a messenger RNA of Gossypium arboreum, 1477 nucleotides long. RefSeq lists its product as uncharacterized. The record is from RefSeq and is a predicted model, not a curated record. NCBI's taxonomy places the organism in Eukaryota, Viridiplantae, Streptophyta, Magnoliopsida, Malvales, Malvaceae. The transcript has a single exon. Bases 415 to 1227 code for a protein of 270 amino acids.